UACGGCCUGACCCACCAGUGUCUCUAAACUGGACUCUGCUGAAUAUAAGUCCCUCCGGGCUCAUCUAUGAUGUCAUGGUCAACUGGGAGCCCCCACCCUCUGCAGACGUCGGGGCGGGCUGGAUGCGCAUUGAAUACGAGAUCCAGUACAGAGAGAGAAACACCACAAACUGGGAAGCAUUGGAGAUGCAGCCGCACACCUUGCGGACAAUCUAUGGUCUGCACAUAGGAAAAGAGUAUGAGCUACACAUCCGUUGUAGGAUGCAGGCCUUCACUAAGUUUGGAGAGUUCAGCGACUCCAUCUUCAUUCAAGUGACUGAGAUUCCCAGCAAAGAGUCUACCUUCCCACUCACUUUGGUUCUUAUUUUUGGGAUUGUGGGCAUCCUCAUACUCAUCAUGCUAAUCGUCGUCUCUCAGCAGCACAGAGUGAUGAUGAUUCUGUUGCCACCGGUUCCCGCACCCAAAAUUAAGGGCAUCGAUCCAGAGCUGUUAAAGGUGAAUUUAUGUGUGUGCUGUUAUUCUGCCUGA
Messenger RNA from Epinephelus lanceolatus (giant grouper), 527 nucleotides. The record is from RefSeq and is a predicted model, not a curated record. Lineage: Eukaryota; Metazoa; Chordata; Actinopteri; Perciformes; Serranidae.